Olea europaea var. sylvestris is the source of this 3761-nucleotide messenger RNA. Its product is annotated as probable disease resistance protein At5g66890. The coding region runs from base 122 to 2461 and encodes 779 amino acids. Gene Ontology annotation, molecular function: ADP binding. Gene Ontology annotation, biological process: defense response to fungus. The transcript is spliced from 6 exons. The record is from RefSeq and is a predicted model, not a curated record. NCBI's taxonomy places the organism in Eukaryota, Viridiplantae, Streptophyta, Magnoliopsida, Lamiales, Oleaceae.
UGGAGGAUACUUGAAAACGUCCAUGCUGGUACAGGUUUUCUUGAUUAUAUAUCAUUCAUCAGCAUUUCCUUCCUUUCAAUUCCCAUAACAGGUUUCAAUUAGGGCUCCCUUCUGCGCAAAAAUGGCGGAUUUGGUUGGAGGGGGUGCUACAGGUGUAGCUUUUGAUCUUCUAAUGCAAGCUGUAUUAGAUGUAACAAUUAAAAUAGCGGGUUUCAAUUCUGAACUCGACCACUUGAAAUCGACUCUGAUUUCGAUCAAACCAUUUAUCGACGACAUAGAGAAGCUAAACAGAGUGCUGAACUGGCGACAACAGGGAGCAGAAGCGCUCGCCAAUCUGUUCAGGGAAGGCGAAAAACUCAUCCGCAAGUGCAUGGAAAUCAGAUGGUGGAAUGCAAUCAAGAAGUAUUCGCAUGCGAAGAAAUUGGAAAAGUAUGAAGCCUCGUUGCUGUGGUUUUUUCAGAUAAAUGUGCAGGUUGAGUUGUCUAGAGAUGGCAAAACUGUUGCUGUGGGAGUUAAAGUUCUUGAGGAGAAAAGUUGGUGUGGUGUUCCGGGAGUUCCAGAUUUUGUCGUUGGAUUAGACGCGCAGCUUCAGGAACUGAAGGGGAUGCUGCUUAAGGAUGGAGUGCCAAUUGUUGUGCUUUCGGCUCCUGGUGGCUGCGGAAAGAGUACACUGGCGAAAUUGCUCUGUAAUGAUGAUGAAAUUAAAGAACAAGAAAUCACAAGAAGAUUGUUUGAACAAGAACCAAAACGAACUAGCCCUAUGCUCGCAGAAGACCAACUAGAACAGUUAUUCCUGCAGCAAGUAGGACCAGCUCCCAUACUAUUAGUCCUGGACGAUAUGUGGCCAGGAUCCAAGUCACUCAUUGAUCAGUUUCUUCUUCCAAUACAUGGAUAUAAAAUCUUGGUUACAUCGAGAUUUGUGUUUCCGCAAUUUGAAUGGACUUACAAAUUGAAUAUGUUGAAUCAUCAAGAUGCAAUGACUCUAUUUCAUCAUCAUGCCUUUAAAGAUGGAAUCUGCACUGUGCAAAAACAUCUUGUAGAAGAGGUGGUCAGAGGUUGUUCAGGAUCUCCAUUGGCCCUUACUGUUGUAGGCAGGUCACUUUAUAGGCAGCCUCAGGUGAAUUGGAUUAGUACAGUUCAAAAUUGGUCCCAAGGGCAAUCCAUUUACGACACCAACAUGGUUUUGCUUAGUCGCCUCAAAACCAGCUUAGAUGCCUUGGACGGAAUGGAAGUACUCAAGAAUUGUUUCUUGGAUCUAGGUUUAUUUCCUGAAGAUCAAAGGAUCCCUGUUGCAGCUCUUAAGGAUAUGUGGGUGGAACUGUACAACCUAGAUGAAGGUGGCAUGUAUACCCUUAUCUAUCUCCAUGAACUCUCAAACAGAAAUCUGGUUAAUCUUACUCUUGUAAGAAAAGAUGAUCAAGAUGCAAAUGACUACUGCAAAGAGCAUUUUGUAAUGCAACAUGAUCUUCUGAGGGAGUUAGCUGUCCACCAAAGUAGUCAAGGUUCCAUAGAAGGGAGAGAGCGACUCAUUGUGGAAAUAAAUGGGAAUGCCUUCCCUGAGUGGCUAACUGAUCGAAAUCAUCAACCCAUCAAUGUCCGCAUUCUGUCUAUCACUACAGAUAACGCAUUCUGCUCAAACUGGUCUAACGUGCAAAUACCUGAUGUUAAGGUUUUAAUACUGAACUUUCAAGUCAAAAUCUAUACCUUACCCGAAUUUAUGGAGAGAAUGAGUUGCCUGACAGUUCUAUUAGUGACGAAUUAUGGUUUUACCCGAGCAAUCCUAGAAAAUUUUCCACUGCCUAGUCAGUUAAACAAUCUAAAGAGACUUUGGUUGGAGAAUAUUUCCAUCCCCUCUAUUGCCCCUUUCAUACUGCAGCUAAAAAAUUUGCAGAAAAUAUCCAUGAUCACAUGUGAGAUUGGGAAGGCAUUCGAAGUAUGCCCAAUUUCAAUCUCCAAUACAUGGCCGAAUCUCAACGAGAUCAAUAUAGAGUAUUGUGAUGACUUAGUUGAAAUACCAGCAUGGGUUUGUGGCCUUGUCCAUCUUAAGAAGAUCAAAUUGGGAUAUUGUCAAGAGUUGGUUACUCUUCCUCCUGAACUGGGAAAUCUGACAAAUUUAGAAGUGCUUAGGCUUCAAUCUUGUACACAACUUUUAGAGUUGCCGGAAUCAAUUUCUGGACUCCGGGAAUUGAAGUACCUUGAUCUCUCGGACUGUGUGGAAAUGGACCACUUGCCAGAGCGGCUAGGCGAUUUAUGUGGGCUGCAAAUAAUACGCAUGAUGGGUUGCACGGCUUUAUCUGAGCUGCCGCCUUCUGUAAUGGAUCUUGUGCAGUUAGAACGUGUGAUAUGUGACAAUGAAAUAGCCUAUUUGUGGAAAUUCUACGAGGAUUAUCUGGAUAAGUUGGAGAUCGUUGUGGUAAAAGAAGACGUAAACCUUAACUGGCUUCAUAAGAGACCUGCUUGAAAACUUUGUGAGCACAACCGUAGAUUACUCAUCUCUCAAACUCGACAAUGAAAUUCACACCACCCCUCAGGGCCAGUGAAGGUAUAUUGCCUAUCUUGAAAACUUUUGAGCAGCAGUUACGAGUCUAUAAAGUAGUGCAUUAAUAAUUGAUUAACUUAAAUCUGUAUUAUUGAAGAUAUUGUAGGAUGAGAUUGGAAAUGGUAAAUAGUAAUUUUGUUAGUAAAGUGAUGAGUUUUUAAAAUAAAAGAGGAAGUGGUAGGAGGAAAGUUGAGAGUUACACCAAGUUCCUAAAUAAAGCUCUUCCCAUGUAAAAUAAUAGUGCGAUACUUUACCUCGGUGGAGGAUCAAGCAGAAGAAGAAGUGAUAAGUACUUCAAUAGAAACAAUGUGAAUGAAUAUACUAAGAAUGAAGAAGUGAUUCACGCUAUAAGUGUAAAUGAGAUAGAAGAGAAGGAAGAAGAUGAUGUUCAAAGUAAAAUUUAAAUCAAGUGAGUUGCUUUUGUUUGCAUUUGAGGAUCCCGCGAAUUGGAAAAAUAUUUAUCAAAAAAUGAGGGAUUAUUUAGUAGAAAUGUGUCCAAAAAAAAAUUUGAUGGUAUCUUGUUUCCGAAAGAUAGUGCAAAUAGAGAUUUCGAUUCUUCACUAUAUAAGCGAUUACUACCAAAUGGGUAGACAAUUGAUAGAACAUGGCUAGUAUAUUCAGUAUCUACGGACAUGAUCUUUUACUUUUGUCGCAAGUUGUUUAAAACACCGAAAACUAUGACAAAAAUGGCCAUGUAGUUAAUGAUGGAUACAAAGAUUUGCAUAAUUUGUACUAAUCUAUUUAAAGUCAUGAAGGAAAUGAGGAACAUAAAAUGUUGCAUGACUAGUUGGAUUGAAUUGGAAAAAAGGUUUCGAACAAAAAAAUACUAUUGACAAAAGCAUGCAAUUGGUGAUCGAUGCAGAAAGGGAACAUUGGAGACAGGCAAUUGUUAUUGUGAAAAGACUUGCCAAAAACACCUUAACAUUUUGAGGAGAUGAGAGAUUUCAUGUUGAGAACAAUGACCUAUUUUUGCAAAUCAUAGAAACGGUUGUCGAGUUUGAUCCAGUAACGCAAGAGGACAUUCGGGCAUGCUAAAGCAUGUGACAUUCAAUAUACAUAUCUCGGUAAAAUAAUUUAAAAUGAAUUUAUACAAUUGUUGGCUAAUGAGAUGAGAAGUUCAAUUAUCAAGAAAGUUAAACAUGCAAAAUAUUUCAGACGAAAGUCACGAGGAACAAAUGUCUCUAAUAAUACAAUAUAUAGAUAAUUCAUCAAACUUACUGAU